Vombatus ursinus (common wombat) is the source of this 486-nucleotide messenger RNA. RefSeq names its product androgen-binding protein homolog. Lineage: Eukaryota; Metazoa; Chordata; Mammalia; Diprotodontia; Vombatidae. The record is from RefSeq and is a predicted model, not a curated record. Bases 19 to 318 code for a protein of 99 amino acids. The transcript has 3 exons.
GGGUUAGAGGGAGGUACCAUGAAGAUUACAGUUGCCACCUUUUCCCUGCUGCUGGUCCUGGCCCUGUGCAGCCAGUAUGCUGAAGGCUGCCUUGGAUUUUAUACCACUUUCGCUGUCCUGGCCUCAAGGAGUCCUGAGCUGCUAGAACUGGACCUCUUAAAAUAUAACCCUACUACAGCUGAGAUUCAAGCCUUCAAAAAGAUACAGGAGUGUUAUCAAGAAAGUCCCUUGAAAUCAACAUUCCUGGAUGCAUCAUUCCUGAUAAGCAUCAGCCUAAGUCAGGAAUGCUUGGAAAGCCUAAAAACACCCUUCUUUUAGCAUGAAUAAUGAACCCCUGGGUUUCCUCUGGACAACAUACCCAGUUACUGCCAAUUCUGCUCACCUCAUACCUACUCUGGAUCCAGCUCAGCUCCUGUAGAGAUCCUAGGCCACAAGACACUACCCAGCAGGGAUGAUCAUAGACGCUGAUGAUUCUAAUAAAGCAAA